CAUGAUAAUGUGUUAGUGAUUGAAGACGAAGGACACAGGAUAGUGCUGGUGCUCAGUGAGGGAAAUACAGAUGCAUGUUUACAUCACUGUGUCUGUGAGAACAGAAACCACCAUCGCUACACUCAAGAUGACCUCGAACUUCACAUUCACACUGAACGCUUCCUUACUGUUCGCCUCGGCUCAACUCUGAAUCAUCCCUCUGAAAUCCACAGGAACCUUCACAUCUGCUCAAACUCCACAGGUGGUAUAAAUAUAGUCCUGCUAAGAUCGGCUCAUUCUCGCUCUGCCAACAUGAUGAUGGCGACUCUACUAGUUAUGUUCCUCAUCAAACACUCUUCAGGAACUCAAGACAUUCAUACAGUCAAUAAAAUAUCUGUUCAACAACAUCAAACUAUCAUAAUCCCUUGUUUAUAUGAUCAGAAAUAUGUCAGUAAUGUAAAAUAUGUGAGUUCUGGAGGUGUGUGGCUCUUCAGUAGGUAUGUAACACACGACAGAAUGUCUGUUGUGGAUAACCAAACAGAAAAGUUUUUUACGGCAACGCUGCGGAACACCAAAGUGAGUGACACUGGCACAUACUGGUGUGGGAUCAGCAUAGCUGGAUCUGAUCGUGGCAGACAACUUUACUUGGAGGUUAUAAAAGGUGAACCCAGACUCCAUGUCUCCAGUCAAUACGUGUCAGGCUAUGAGGGUGGGAACGCUGUUGUCAUCUGUCACGGGGCGUCAGAGUGGUGUCAGAUCGGAGGCUCUUGUGUUCAGAGAACCUCAAAUAAAACUGUAGUGCAUAUCAGUGGUGAUGCUCUGAAUGUGACCUUGCGCGAGCUGAAGAAAGAGGACAGUGGAUGGUACUCCUGCUCUGAUGGAAAGUCACAGAUGCCGGUUCAUAUUACCGUGAGGAAGGCCCCAUAUACAAAACGAGUCACUGUUCAAUAUACAGGUCACACCACAGAAUCCAGUCAAGUCAAGCCUGGGAUGAAGCGCGUCCUGUGGCUCGCCAUUCUGGGGGUGAUGCUGCCCGUAAUCGUCUGCGCAGCAGUGAUACUGACCAAAGUAAACUACAAAAGAAAACAAACGUCAAAUCCUUCUGAAGGCAUGAACAAUCAACACUCGCCCAAAGGAAAUGAGAAAAAUGAGGAAGUUACAUGUGAAAAUCUCUAUGAAGAGUCUGGAAUUAAACAAAACAUUCAGGAAAAUGAGAAAAAUGACGAGGUUACAUGUGAAAAUUUCUACGAAGAGUCUGGAACUAAACAAAACAUUCAGGGAAAUGAGAAAAAUGAGGAGGUUACGUGUGAAAAUAUCUAUGCAAAGCCUGGAAUUAAACAAAACAUUCAGGGUAAUAAGAAAAACGAGGAGGUAACAUGUGACAGUCUCUAUGAAAUCAUGUCUGGAACUAAAAGCAAUCAGGGAAAUGAGAAAAACAGCGAGGCUGAAAAUCUUUAUGAAAUCAUGACUGGAAUUAAACAAAACAUGCAGAUGACUGCGAUGGAUAAUAAAAACAUAUAUGAAUCUAUGGUCAGAAAAGUGAAAUAGUUAUAUAAUCAGACUUUUUAUAAUGUUUUAUAAUGUUGUGGAAUGCAUAUGAAAUUCAUAUUACGACUGUAAUGUGAUUUAAUGGUUAUCAGUUCAUGUGAAUUUUGCUGGGAAUCGAACCCAUGAUCUUAGCGUUGCAAGCACCUGCUCUACUGUUUGAGCUCAGGAAAGCAUAAAAUACAAUAUUCGCAUUUAAACAAAUAAAAAUGUUGUUCGGUGCUGUUUUAAAACCAUAUGUUCUCAUGUUUAUUUAUUUUUUUUGUAAUGUUUAAGAAAGUAUUAAUGUUAAAGGUUUACUGUUUUACCUGAUUUUUAUUUCUUUUCUCCCCCAUAAUGUGAUUUUUGAAUUGUAUUAAAUCUAAUUAGGGUCAAUUUCACCUGGAACAUAACACUCAAACCCAGAAUUUUAACAUUAAUGUAUUGUUCUCUGUCUGUUGUAGUUCAUUCAGUUUCUCAGUG
Molecule: messenger RNA, 1986 nt
Organism: Megalobrama amblycephala (Wuchang bream)
Lineage: Eukaryota; Metazoa; Chordata; Actinopteri; Cypriniformes; Xenocyprididae
Exons: 12
Coding region: 292-1527 (411 amino acids)
Source: RefSeq, a predicted model, not a curated record